Lactuca virosa is the source of this 534-nucleotide messenger RNA. The record is from the annotation of a GenBank genome assembly. NCBI's taxonomy places the organism in Eukaryota, Viridiplantae, Streptophyta, Magnoliopsida, Asterales, Asteraceae.
AUGAUGUUUUUGCCUUACCUUAAUUGGUUGUGGGCAACUGGAUUGGAAUUGGAUUUAGUCAAUUUUACCAUAGUCCUUAGAAUCGCCAUGAUCUUCUUACUUUUCUCCCUCCCUUUUGCUCUAAACCCAAUCGCUUCCUUCAAUCAACAUCAGAAAGGGUCACCCCAUCGAUUUCAUACAUCAAAUCGAUCCAAGAUUAUUCUUCUUCCCCACUACUAUGUGUUCUUCCGCGGACAACAAAAUCUUGGUGGUUCUUGGGUUCUGCUGCUGCUCUUUCUAAGUGUACCUUAUCUCUGCCUCACUACCAACUGGGCUCUUCUCCAUCGUCAUUCCCCACAAACUCAUCCGCCUUCAAUCUCUCACGUGACUUAUGUUGUGCGAAGAAGUGAAGAACACCAACAAGGCAAGCAAUCAGGUCAUCAACCCUCUUUGAUCUCUCUAUCUCGACGGUGUUUAAACAAGUGGAAGGGAUUGAAGAAAUUUAUGAAUCCUUCAAGCACCAGUAAGAAGGGACUACAACAUCAAAUCCUCUAG